UACAAUAUAUAAGUAAUAAAAUAAAUAAUUAUAAUAAAAAGAAAGAUAAUUAAUUAUUUUGUAACAAAACUUAAAUUAAAGUUAUUUUUAACUUUGCUUUUACCAUAAAAUAUCGCUAAUUGUGGAAUAAAAAAUCAUCAAUUUUAUUUUAAUGUCACAGGCUUGAAUGGAAUACCUUUACAGUCCAGCUCGACAGCUUUCUAGAAUGCUGAUGUUGCAAUACAGCAAACACGGCGAAUGUAUUCUCCAAGAAAUUGGUGCAGCAUUUCGCGGUGAAUAUCCAGCUGAUUUAUUAAUUAUAUGUGAGAAAAAGGAGAAAUUAAAAGCGCACAAAUUAGUUUUGGCAGCGGCGAGUCCUUUAAUUAGGACGUUAUUACAAGAAACUCCAGUUACAGAAGGCAUUACAACUGUUUAUUUUCCAGAUGUUGACGUUACAUAUUUUCGUUCAUUAUUAGAUUUUUUAUAUUUAGGUCAAACAUUUAUACCUGUAAAUGAUUUAGAAUAUUUACAUGAUCUUUUAUCACUUUUACAAAUAAAAUCAGGUGAUUGGAGAACAAUUGAUAAAAAGAAAUUAUCAAAUGAUAUUUUUCGAACAGCAUCACAUAAUCGACGUACAGAAAAUGCUACUGGCGAUUGUUUUUUAUAUCGUAAUACUGAAACACGUUCAACAUUUGAUAGUGCUUCAGGUAAUGAAGAUUUAGAUGUUAGAAAGAAAGCACGUUGUGUUAGUUCAGAUUCAUCACCAUCAAGAAUAUCAGUUAAACGUGAAGCAUGUUCAAAUGAAAAUAGUGGUAACAGUAGUAGUUAUGAAGAUGAACAAAAAUGUAAUAAUCGUUAUAAUGUAAAUAAUACAAGUGAAAGUGAUAAAGUUGAUGAUGAUAUUAUAAAUAAAAAUGAUGAUGAUUUAGAAAGACAAUCCCCACAUAUAAAUAUUAGGUUAAAUAAUUCAGAUGAAAAAAAUCAAAAACAUCACAAUAAUACAGAUGAAAAUAGCGAAGAUGAAGAUAUUUAUAAUAAUGAUGAAAAAGAUGAUAUUAAAUCAACAACAAGUGUAACAAAUGAACCACCAGAUAGUAUUGGUGAAAGAAGAAGAUGUUCAUCGGAUCCAGUUAAUUUAUCAUUAAAUAGAGAACGUAAAGAUGAUUCUGGUGAUGAAAAUUUGGUUAUUGAAAUGAUUCCGCAACAUAAAAAAAUUUUAAAUCCAACAAGGCUAUUAGAUCAUUUACGUACAAAAAGAAAAACAUAUUAUCAUCCACCGGAUUCAGAAAUAUUAAAACCACCAUCAGAACAUGACUUUUUACAGAUAUCACCAGAAAAUUAUGUUGUAACACCACAUCGAAAAAGACGACCAGGUUUUCAUAAUUCACCAAAUCAAAGUCAACCAUUCGUACCGUACAGUUCAUCAUUUUUAGAAGAUUUACGUAUAUUAAAUGCUCCAACAUCAACACCGCCAGUGCAAUUCAAUUCCGAUAGAAAUAUUCCAUCACCCCGAAGUACUAAUUCAAAUUCUGAAAUCUUUAAUAAUCAUCAUAGUAAUAGCAAUAAUAAUAGCAAUAAUAUAAAUACAAAUAAUAGCAGUGGUUUAAGAUCAAGACCACAAAGUCCAGAUGAUGAUAGACAUUUACCACCAAUACCACAAUCAUUUGUAUAUCAAUGGCCAACAGCUGCUGCUGCUGCAGCAGCUGCAGCAACACAUCAACCACCUUCAUCAGCAGCAAUUGCAUUAAAUAGUUUACGUACAAAUAGUAAUGUUGUUUUAGGUUUUCAAUCACCUUUACAUAAUCCCAAUGAUAGAAGUUUAACUGAUAUACAACCAGUACAAUUAUCGAAUAAUCGUAAUUGCAAUUCAAAUAGCUCAUCAAUAAGUGGUGGAACAAGUAGUGGUGGCGGUGGAGGAGGUGGUGGUGGUGGAGGAGGUGGUGGUGGUGGAACUGGUACUGGUAGUAGUACCGGUAGUGGUAAUGUAGUUAGAGAAUAUAGAUGCGAAUAUUGUGGUAAACAAUUUGGUAUGUCAUGGAAUUUAAAAACACAUUUACGUGUUCAUACUGGUGAAAAACCAUUCGCUUGCCGUUUAUGUGUUGCAAUGUUCAAACAAAAAGCUCAUUUACUUAAACAUUUGUGUUCAGUACAUAGAAAUAUUAUAAGUAUAAGUGGUGGACAAGAUUCAGUUAAUCGUUAUAGUUGUUGUUUUUGUUCAAUGUAUUUUGAAUCAAUGCAAGAAUUAGUAAGACAUUUAUCAGGACAUCAUAACAAUUUAUUGUUAAGUAAAAAUCUUCGAGAUUGAUAACAUAUUUGUAUAUAUAUAAAUGUAUAUAUAUAUAUAUAUAUAGUUAAGAAUAAUUUUAUAUACAAAUAUAUACAACCCCU
Molecule: messenger RNA, 2367 nt
Organism: Condylostylus longicornis
Lineage: Eukaryota; Metazoa; Arthropoda; Insecta; Diptera; Dolichopodidae
Gene: ken
Product: transcription factor Ken 1
Exons: 4
Coding region: 167-2284 (705 amino acids)
Biological process (GO): regulation of transcription by RNA polymerase II
Cellular component (GO): nucleus
Molecular function (GO): RNA polymerase II cis-regulatory region sequence-specific DNA binding; DNA-binding transcription factor activity; protein binding
Source: RefSeq, a predicted model, not a curated record